CAUGGCUGAGAAGUCUCUACCUGCAUUCUUACUAGCAUUGUUCCUGAUCUUGAACGUUGAUUCUGCUUUAGGAGUUUGCCAGCCCAGCGGCGUCUUGGUCGGCACGGCGGGCCACUGCAACACAGACAACAAUGCAGAGUGUUGCCAGGCUGGCAUUCGUUACAAACAGUACCGAUGCUCCCCUCCUAUCACUGGCCAGACGCAGGCCACCAUGACUAUCAAUAGCUUUGAGAAAGGUGGCGAUGGAGGUGGCCCAUCAGCGUGUGAUGACAGUUACCACAGCAACCAUGAAAGAGUUGUGGCCUUAUCCACUGGAUGGUACAAUGGUGGGUCCCGCUGUGGAAAUAACAUCAGGAUCUACGCCAAUGGUAGAUCUGUUCUGGCCAAGGUUGUCGACGAGUGCGAUUCGAUCAACGGAUGUGAUAAAGAUCAUGACUUCCAACCGCCGUGCCCUAACAACAUAGUGGAUGCUUCUCGUGCGGUGUGGGAUGAACUGAGGAUACCUGAAUCGCAGAUCGGCCAGAAAGUGAUCACAUGGUCGGAUGCAUGAACGGCCUAGAUUAUCUUAUCAUGCGAUCCCAGUAGCUACUUGCCCGGCACGCCCGGCAACUGCAACACUCAGAACAACGCCGAAUGUUGCAAGGCCGGCGAGAAUUACCCACAAUACCAAUGCUCUCCGCCCAUCACCGCCGACACACAAGCCACCAUGACUAUCAAUAGCUUCGCUGAAGGCGGUGAUGGGGGUGGCGCUUCGGAAUGUGAUAACAGCUACCAUAGCGAUGAUGAACAAGUCGUCGCAUUAUCUACCGGAUGGUAUAAUGGUGGGUCCCGUUGUCUAAAGAACAUCAAGAUCAAUGCCAACGGUAGAUCCGUGCUGGCUAAGGUUGUGGAUGAGUGCGAUUCUGUCAACGGUUGUGAUUCUGAGCAUGACUUCCAACCACCGUGCCGUAAUAAUAUAGUGGAUGCUUCUCGUGCAGUGUGGAAUGCACUGGAGAUUCCUGAAUCGCAGAUUGGUGAGUAUGAUAUCACAUGGUCCGAUGCAUGAACGGCUUUAGAUUAUCUUGUUUUAUAAUAUGAAUUGGGAACUACUUAUCUAAGAAUUACUAGAUGUUAAAUCUUCAUUUCUGGUGGUACACUUAUCAUGGUGGUCCACAUGGUCUAUCUUUUUGUAAUUUUAAUGAGAAUAAGUAUUAUAUUUUUGUUA
Magnolia sinica is the source of this 1204-nucleotide messenger RNA. RefSeq lists its product as uncharacterized. The record is from RefSeq and is a predicted model, not a curated record. NCBI's taxonomy places the organism in Eukaryota, Viridiplantae, Streptophyta, Magnoliopsida, Magnoliales, Magnoliaceae. The transcript has 2 exons.